Marmota monax (woodchuck) is the source of this 4927-nucleotide messenger RNA. It is a transcript of the gene Rab8b, whose product is annotated as RAB8B, member RAS oncogene family. The transcript has 8 exons. Gene Ontology annotation, cellular component: synaptic vesicle; endosome; trans-Golgi network transport vesicle. Gene Ontology annotation, molecular function: GTP binding; GTPase activity. Gene Ontology annotation, biological process: protein localization to plasma membrane; protein secretion; cellular response to insulin stimulus. NCBI's taxonomy places the organism in Eukaryota, Metazoa, Chordata, Mammalia, Rodentia, Sciuridae. The record is from RefSeq and is a predicted model, not a curated record. Bases 75 to 698 code for a protein of 207 amino acids.
CCUAGCCGCGGCCCCCUCCCGGCCUCUCUCCACCGCCUUCUCUCGCUCUCGGGUCAGAGGGCCGGAGCGAGAAGAUGGCGAAGACGUACGAUUAUCUGUUCAAGCUGCUGCUGAUCGGCGACUCGGGCGUGGGCAAGACCUGCCUCCUGUUCCGCUUCUCCGAGGACGCCUUCAACACUACGUUCAUCUCCACCAUCGGAAUUGAUUUUAAAAUCAGAACGAUAGAACUAGAUGGAAAGAAAAUUAAGCUUCAGAUAUGGGACACAGCAGGUCAGGAAAGAUUCCGAACAAUCACAACAGCAUACUAUAGAGGAGCCAUGGGAAUUAUGCUGGUAUAUGACAUCACAAAUGAAAAAUCCUUUGACAACAUUAAAAACUGGAUAAGAAACAUUGAAGAGCAUGCCUCUUCAGAUGUUGAAAGAAUGAUCCUUGGUAACAAAUGUGAUAUGAAUGACAAAAGACAAGUGUCAAAAGAGAGAGGGGAGAAGUUAGCAAUUGACUAUGGGAUUAAAUUCUUGGAGACCAGUGCAAAAUCCAGUACAAAUGUAGAAGAGGCAUUUUUUACACUUGCACGAGAUAUAAUGACAAAACUCAACAGAAAAAUGAAUGACAGCAAUUCAUCAGGGGCAGGUGGGCCAGUGAAAAUAACAGAAAACCGAUCCAAGAAGACCAGUUUCUUCCGUUGUUCGCUGCUUUGAUGAACUCUUUCUUUUUGAGAGACUGCAGCAUACCUAGAAGGCCCUUUCCUGCUUUUCUGAAAGCACAGGUCACCCGGCCUCAGAGUCACACUGCCUGGCUGCUGCUGAGAGCACCCACUGAACUUAGACCUCCUGACACAGAAUGCCAAGUGGAUCCAGCCUCGUGGCCUAGCAAAAGAAUAGGCUCCUUUUUAUCAUACAUGGAAGCAAUGAAGUGGAGACACAUGCAGGACCUUGCUGGUUUUUUCUUUCUUUUAUUGCCUGUUGCAAAAGCUGCUAUCUUUCUUUUUCACUUUGCACAUCAGUAUUAGCCUUUUCUUAUUACUGUACACCUUAGACUCAUACUUGCACACUUUUGUGGCAUGAAGUUCUAGACAAAUUUGGGGUUGUUUAAAAGACGACAGAAUAUUAAGCAGAGGUUGACAGACUAAAAUUAAAGGACUCUUGGUCUGGUUCAUAGGGCCAAAUAUUGUAUUGGUAGCAUUUGUUUAAGGGCUUUGAUUUGUGAUUUUCUUAAAUAAGAAUCAUUAAAUUAUGAUCAAAUUUAUUUUAGAAAGUCAUAAAAAUGCCUACUUGUUCAGCAGCAGCCACAGUAGCUUUCUUCAGAUUGUUAAGAUCUUUGUUUCAUUCUUGAUCUUUUUGCCAGAGUCUGGCUAGCUGAAUGAAUCACUUUUUAAAUUCAUUACCUCUGCCUGAUCUUAUGGAAACUGCAUUUGGAAAUCACCAUAAUCUCAUUUUUCCUGGGGUUUGUAUUUGCUGUUCUUUCCCAUGUUGGACUUAUUGUAAUUACUUAGUUAUCUAAAACUAGUAACAAAUUUGACCAUUGUUGUCUGAUCCUAUUUGUGAACUUCUUGAGCUGAGAUUUUACAUAGGGAGAGAAAUGCAUAAUUUAGGGUUUUAUUUUAGCAUCUAACUGUGGUUGUGUCACAUCAGAAUAUAUAUAAUAUAAUUUUUCUUAGGUUUACCCCUUAACUUACUAGUUAAUACCAAAUUUCUACCAUAAUCCCUGUCUGCAAGAUUAACUUAGAUUUAGAUUAUAGUUGGCAGAAAGCAUACCUGUAGGGAGAGAGAAGAACUUGUCAAUAGAAAUUUAAGAGAUAGUUCUUAGUAAUGGUGACAAUAAUGAUUUUUGGUUCUAUUUUGGGGUUUUUAAAAAGUUAAAAGUAAUUACACUUAGUGCAUCAUCUCAGAAAAAUUUUGCGUUUUCAUUAAGAGAAAAUAUGAUGAAGGCUUCACUUUUAAAACAGUUGUUGAAGGUGUAGAACCCAGCUCCAUCUGUUUAGGUUCAUUGUUAUAGAACUUGGUCUAGUUAUUUGGACCAAAGCCAACCAAAAGCUUAGUUGCCUUUCUCACCAAACACUGGUACUGGUAUUCCUUUUGUAGAUGUAGCCAUCACAUAAGAUGGUUUUUAAUGUUAACUUAUGUGCCAAAUUCAGAUCAUAAUGUCAUUGUUGCUUUUGUAGCCUUCAGUGUCUUAACACAGGAAGGGAUAAUAAAGAGGUGACUAUGGAAUUGAAUUCUGUUAAUAACUGUUCUUCCUGUUAUGCCUAUAAAGGCUGCUAUAAUGCUAGGUAGUUAAGAAUGGAAACUGGAAAUGGAAAUGGAUUGGAUUGUUUGUUACCACAGAGAAUUCUGAUUCAAAUUAAGAUAUGUCAUUUCUGUGCUUAGACCAGUCAGCCUUUAUUCCAUGUUUGAAAACUUAGAAAUAAUUCAGUGGCUUCAAAUAUGCCAGAGCAAUUUUUGGUGAUAUUCUAAACUUACUGUUGACAAAUAUCAGCCUCCUUAGUUGUUUUGUUUGUUUGUUAAUAGUUACCUGUUAGUGUCCCAGUAUAAUCAAUAAGUCUAUGAUUGCAAGUUGAUUGUAAGUCUACCAUCUUCAAAUUUAGAUACAUUUUUAAAAAGAAAAAACAAUUUCUUAGAAGCAUCUUAUAUUUACUAAUUUUCUGAAUAAAAGAUAUUCAAGCAGUUAAGCUUUCUGGAUGGUAACAAAAUAAUUUCUAAAAGGCAAGUGCUAUGACACCAUGAAUGAAUGUAAUUCUCUUAGUUUUUUACCUCUGACUAUUUGGUGUCUUAACACUUUGGUUUCUAUCUCAGGGGUUGUCUGCAAACCAAAACUGACAUAUUCUGUGGUUAGCUUUUAUUAUUAUUUUUUAACAGAAUGCUUUGCUUUUGUUGUAUUUCUUCAUUCUUAUUUUGUCUUCUCUGGGUUAAUAACUAGUCUCCAUGAACUUCCUUUUGAAAGAGCCUGUAAAAGUUAGAUGAGCCUAUUAGUGCUCUUUGAAGUAGCAGCAAACUGGGAGUAUAUGCUCUGUUAUAUAAAAAUAAAUUGUCCUUGCUAUUUUCUUACAUUUAGCUUUGCUAAAUUGUAUAUAAUUUGAGCUAAGACCAUAGGAAACUCACUUUCUGCAUGGUAAAAUGACCCAAUAAAUGUUCCACUUUGCUUAAUAAUGUACAUAUAGUGCAUUAUUUUUUCUAUUUGUAGAUGAAUUUAGUAACAGAUAAUUGUCUGUUCCCUGCUGAAACUGAAGAAAUCUAGGGGGUUUUUGUUUGUUUGUUUGUUUUUGUUUUGUGAACAUAUUUGUGGUCUUAAGAUAAGGUACAUAAAGAUUUUUGCAGCAGUAUUAGUGGUUCAGUGGCUGCAGUUUAUUAUCAAUGUGCUAAGUUUGACAAUGAUUGGACUAGAAGACCUUUUCAAAUAGAGUCUGAGGGCAUCAGACAAUGAAAAUAUGCUGUAACUAAGUAGCAUGUAAAUCAGUUGAUUGUAAAAUGUUUCACUGGGAACUUAUUUUAGCUAUAUUUUACUUCCAACAAAUUAUGAUAAAAUAAUCUACCUGUGCAUCGGUUAGUAGGUGCUGCAGGGUUUCUUACUAUUUACAUGAACAUUUUUGUGCAGUCUUUGUUAUAAAAUUUCAGAAAACUUUACUCUUUUCUUUGAAGGACUAUUUUUUAAUUAUACCUCAUUUAGCUAACUAGAAUUCUAAUACCCAGUAGAGAAAUGGUGACCCAGCCUUUAAGCAUCCAACUUUAGAUUACAUGUUUUGCUUUGUUUUGAGCUGAAGGUAUUCCUAGAAAAAGUAGAUGAUAGCUUAGUUUAGAAUAGAACAUACAUGUCAUAUCCAAUAAUGUUAAAAAAAGUAUUAUCACCCUGUGUCCAUUAAUAAAUUUAGCCGUGCAAUAUAGAUACAUUUUUGCAAAAAUUUCUAAGUAAGAAUUUUUAACUCCAUUUUACCAGUUCUGAAUGCUGAGAAUCUGUAUUAAGGCUUAUAAGGUUUUCUUAUGAUCAAGAAGUGAUAUAUUUUAAGCAGGCCCUCUUUUCAAGUGUAUGACUUAGAUUCCUUUAUAAAUUUAGUUUUAAUCUUUAAAGAUGAGCUUCUAAGCCUAAAAAUCUUAAGCCACAUUUCAUUAUGUUGGUUUACUUAUCUCAAAUUUUGAGCACUUGUUUCUGCAAUCAGGUUUUUUAGAUUUUUUUUUUUAACACAAAAGACAAUCCUUUUUCCUUCUCGUUAUAUCCAGGGGUGGAGAGGAAUGUCUAAAAAUGAAAUCCCUAAUAUAGUGGGACCUAGAAAGAUAAGGUAUGCUAAUAAAAUUUAAAAUUCUAGCAAAAUUUUACAGUAAGAUUAGUCUUUUUUUAAGACUAGUAAAAUUAUUAGGGGUCAAGUUCACUAUGAAAAAGAUUGAAAUAAAGUAUACAGAAAUGAAAAUUAGCAAACAGUUACUUUAGGGAUAUUUUUAGAUUUUUGCUUCAUUUAUUGAAAUGUGUGUGCUGUAUGCAAUUGCAUUUCUUAUUGCCAAGAACUGAUAGAACUUCUUCUUUCAUUUUCUUACCUUUUUUAAAAAAUGUGAAUUUAAUCAUGAUAGUUCAUUCCUAUGGCCUUACAGAUAGAUGGUUUUAUUUUGUUUGCAGUUGAUGCUGCAGUAUUUUGAAAAAAUACCAUAAACUGUUUGACUAAAAUCAUGCCCUUAAUGGGAUCUAUUUUUUUCAUAGAAUUAUCCUACUGUAUAUGUUUAAACAUAUUUUAAUUUUGCUCCAAUGGCUUAAUGUGGAAAAGCUCCUGAAGAUAAAGUAGACCUGUCAUGUGGUUAAUCUUGUUUAAGCCAAUUCAUUAACUGUGUACUGAUACUGAUGCUGUGUAUGUGUGUGUGUGUUUUUUUUUAAAUGGGUUUUAUUCCAGGUGAACUUUUUUUUAUAAUAAUGUUCGUCUAAAAAUAAAAACUACAUAAUGAAAAUA